AUGAUUCCGGUGUCGCUGGUGGUGGUGGUGGUGGGCGGCUGGACCGCCGUCUACCUGACCGAUUUGGUGCUGAAGUCAUCUGUGUAUUUCAAGCAUUCUUACGAAGACUGGCUGGAAAACAACGGCCUGAGCAUCUCCCCUUUUCACAUCAGAUGGCAAACUGCUGUGUUCAAUCGUGCCUUUUACAGCUGGGGCCGGCGGAAAGCAAGAAUGCUUUACCAAUGGUUCAAUUUUGGAAUGGUGUUUGGCGUAAUUGCCAUGUUUAGCUCCUUUUUUCUCCUGGGGAAAACGCUGAUGCAGACUUUAGCACAAAUGAUGGCUGACUCUUCCACUUCUUAUUCUUCCUCCUCUUCUUCCUCUUCUUCUUCCUCCUCUUCUUCCUCUUCCUCCUCCUCUUCUUCCUCUUCCUCCUCCUCCUCACUUCACAACGAACAAGUGCUACAAGUUGUGGUUCCUGGUAUAAAUUUACCCGUCAACCAACUGACCUAUUUCUUCGCUGCAGUCCUCAUUAGCGGUGUCGUACAUGAAAUUGGACACGGGAUAGCAGCCAUUAGAGAACAAGUUCGAUUUAAUGGCUUUGGAAUUUUCCUCUUCAUUAUUUAUCCUGGAGCAUUUGUUGAUCUGUUUACCACUCAUUUGCAACUUAUAUCACCGGUCCAGCAGCUAAGGAUAUUUUGUGCAGGUAUCUGGCAUAAUUUCGUCCUUGCACUCUUGGGUAUUUUAGCUCUUGUCCUCCUCCCUGUGAUCCUCUUGCCGUUUUACUACACAGGAGUUGGGGUGCUUAUCACUGAAGUUGCGGAGGACUCACCUGCAGUUGGCCCCAGAGGUCUUUUUGUGGGAGACCUUGUCACCCAUCUCCAGGAUUGUCCCGUGACUAACGUACAGGAUUGGAAUGAAUGUCUAGACACCAUCGCCUAUGAGCCCCAGAUUGGUUACUGCAUAAGCGCGGCCACACUGCAGCAGCUAAGCUUCCCGGUCAGAGCAUACAAACGGCUAGAUGGUUCAAUCGAAUGCUGUAACAACCAAAGCCUCACCGAUGUGUGCUUUUCCUACAGAAAUAAUUUUAAUAAGCGCCUGCAUACAUGUCUACCUGCCCGGAAAGCAGUUGAAGCCACCCAAGUGUGUAGAACCAAUAAAGACUGUAAAAAAGGCUCAAGUUCAAGUUUCUGCAUAACCCCUUCUCUGGAAACUCACACCCGCUUAAUAAAAGUGAAGCACCCACCUCAAAUCGAUAUGUUGUACGUAGGACAUCCUUUGCACCUGCACUACACAGUGAGCAUCACCAGUUUUAUCCCACGUUUUAACUUUCUAAGCAUUGAUCUGCCUGUAGUCGUGGAGACAUUUGUCAAGUACCUGAUCUCGCUCUCAGGAGCUCUGGCUAUUGUCAAUGCAGUGCCCUGCUUUGCUCUGGACGGCCAGUGGAUUCUAAACUCUUUCCUGGAUGCCACUCUUACCUCAGUGAUCGGAGACAAUGAUGUGAAAGAUCUGAUAGGAUUUUUCAUCUUGCUUGGCGGCAGUGUCCUUUUGGCUGCCAAUGUGACUCUGGGACUCUGGAUGGUGACAGCGCGGUAA
Messenger RNA from Pipistrellus nathusii (Nathusius's pipistrelle), 1572 nucleotides. Lineage: Eukaryota; Metazoa; Chordata; Mammalia; Chiroptera; Vespertilionidae. The record is from the annotation of a GenBank genome assembly.